Molecule: messenger RNA, 893 nt
Organism: Micropterus salmoides (largemouth bass)
Lineage: Eukaryota; Metazoa; Chordata; Actinopteri; Centrarchiformes; Centrarchidae
Gene: mcts1
Product: MCTS1 re-initiation and release factor
Exons: 6
Coding region: 160-705 (181 amino acids)
Biological process (GO): formation of translation preinitiation complex
Molecular function (GO): RNA binding
Source: RefSeq, a predicted model, not a curated record
CGCAACGCCUAUACCACUGGCCCUCCCCUGCGAAACAGACGUGCAGUACUUGAUAGAUUACUUAUAUUUUGUUAUUUACUGGGUUUACUAUAUCCGAUCUAGCACAGUAAGUACACGCUUUGUCACAACUGAGGAACGCUGUCACAGUGACCAUCGAGGAUGUUCAAAAAAUUUGAUGAGAAGGAAAAUGUGUCGAACUGUAUACAGCUGAAAACAUCUGUGAUUAAAGGGAUAAAAAAUCAGCUGUUGGAACAGUUUCCCGACAUCGAGUCAUGGCUCAAUCACAUAAUGCCAAAAAAGGACCCUGUCAAAAUAGUGAGAUGCCAUGAACACAUUGAAAUCCUGACAGUGAAUGGAGAACUGCUCUUCUUCAGACAGAGAGAAGGACCGUUCUAUCCAACCCUCAGACUGUUGCAUAAAUAUCCUUUCAUUCUUCCACACCAGCAAGUAGACAAAGGGGCCAUAAAAUUUGUCCUCAGCGGAGCAAACAUCAUGUGUCCCGGGCUGACGUCACCAGGCGCUAAACUGUAUCCAGCUGGAGCUGACACGGUAGUUGCCAUAAUGGCAGAGGGAAAACAGCAUGCACUUUGUGUUGGUGUUAUGAAGAUGUCUGCGGAAAACAUAGAAAAAGUCAACAAGGGAAUUGGAAUUGAAAACGUUCAUUAUCUGAAUGAUGGAUUGUGGCACAUGAAGACGUAUAAGUGAUGACAUCAACCCCUGCAACGCUCUCCCCCGCACUACCCCUGCACCUGUCCCCCCCACCACCCAGAAAGUGUGGAGCUCUUGACAGCAAGGCAUGACCUGCCAAUCAACAGUUUACACCUACGGACUAACCUGCUGGAGGCUUUGAAUCAGUUGCCAUUAUGCACAAAUAAAAGAAAGAUCUUGCCUUA